This is a messenger RNA of Linnemannia hyalina, 618 nucleotides long. NCBI's taxonomy places the organism in Eukaryota, Fungi, Mortierellomycota, Mortierellomycetes, Mortierellales, Mortierellaceae. The record is from the annotation of a GenBank genome assembly.
AUGUCUGCAGCAGCACAGGGAACACGCAUCACAAGGACACUCUUAGCACGGACAAGACUCGUUCGUCAGAGUCAACCCACCACCGCAGCUCGCACGUACACUUCUUCAACUUGCACGGCAGCUGCUAUUUCUUCGGGAAGUCUCGCUGCGCUUCCUCGGACAAUGACCUCCCGAUCCUCAGCACCCCUUUUCACUUCGUCUUUCUUGCGCACCUAUACCACUAUGACACCCUCAUCGCCAGAGCCAAUUUACACCACUAGCGACCUGUCCGAGGACGAUUACCACACAGCGUCAGACGCGAGCAUGGAAAGGAUGGUUGAGUACUUUGAAGAUCUGGGUGACGAGUAUGAGAUCCCUGGAUACGAUGUUGAAUAUCAGAGCGGAGUGAUGACCCUCAAACUGGGAGACAAGGGAACCUACGUCGUCAACAAGCAACCACCCAACAAACAGCUCUGGCUCUCGUCGCCCACCAGCGGACCAAAACGGUACGAUUUCGACGCCCAGCACCAGAUCUGGUUCUAUGGACGCGAUCAUCAUUCGUUGAAGUACUUGCUCGACACAGAGAUCACUAAAGCUAUCGGAAUCGAGAUCGAUGUCCCUCUGGAUGCCGCCAAGUAG